This is a messenger RNA of Medioppia subpectinata, 662 nucleotides long. NCBI's taxonomy places the organism in Eukaryota, Metazoa, Arthropoda, Arachnida, Sarcoptiformes, Oppiidae. The record is from the annotation of a GenBank genome assembly.
AGGGUAUGAGUGGUAGAGUAUUGGCAAUACUAAUGGCCACUCAUCAGCAGUUGAUCUACGAUUUGGGUGAGUCUUUCAUUCACACAAUUAGUGCUCAAUUAGUGCGGGAAUGAGUGCUGGAAUGCAUUGAUUGGGUGUCGAGAGUGAGUGCAGUCCAGGGGUUGAGUAUUGGUGUGAAUAGAGAUGUAUUGAGUGCUUUCAUGGAGAAUGCAUUGAAGAGUUGAGACCCAGUGUUAAGCGCGCAUAAAAUGGCUUCAAUCGAGCGAUUGGUGUGGUUUGACGGGCGGUCGACGGCCAACACCCCUACCGCACGGCCCGACGCACCGGUCGGUGUCCCAACACUUGACAGCCAAACGGUUUUAGCGGUUCAGCAGCUCUUCAAUGACACGAAUGCCUCAAACAUCGCAAACAAUGAUGUUGAGGAGGAAGAGGAGGAUGUGUUUCAGUGCGGGAAAUGCAAAAAACAGUUCUCAAUAUUGAAUACAUUUGUCAACCAUAAGAAGGAAUGCGGAAGACUUGGAUCCAAAUCUGGAUUCAAUCGCAAUGUCCACCAACUGUCCACUCAUGACCAGCAAUCGAUAGCUAAUCUCAAGGCCAGUGUUUCACCGCUCGGCUCUCAUCUAUCGCUGCCAACAUCUCCAACGAUAUCCAAUAGUGUUAUU